Molecule: messenger RNA, 1246 nt
Organism: Paramisgurnus dabryanus
Lineage: Eukaryota; Metazoa; Chordata; Actinopteri; Cypriniformes; Cobitidae
Gene: ptgfr
Product: prostaglandin F receptor (FP)
Biological process (GO): adenylate cyclase-activating G protein-coupled receptor signaling pathway; positive regulation of cytosolic calcium ion concentration; inflammatory response
Cellular component (GO): plasma membrane
Molecular function (GO): thromboxane receptor activity; prostaglandin F receptor activity
Source: RefSeq, a predicted model, not a curated record
AUGCCAUAUAAAGAGUUAGCCAAUAAUAAAUGCCAGAUGUCCAAAGAUCUGUGCAAUGGGAGUUGUACUAAGAGAGAAAUGUCUGUGACGUCAACAGUGAUUUCAAUGACGGUGGGCAUCAUAUCCAACAUUCUGGCCCUCUUCAUUUUAAUUAAAGCCUACCGCAGGUUCAGAUUUAAGUCAAAAGCAGCAUUCCUGUUGUUUGCUAGUGGUUUGGUGGUGACUGACUUCUUUGGACAUUUGAUCAACGGUUCUCUGGCUGUCUACGUUUAUGCCUCACAAAAAGACUGGGAAAGAUUCGACCCACACAAAUCUCUGUGUGACUUUUUUGGAGUUUGUAUGGCUUUCUUUGGACUCACUCCUCUGCUGCUGGGAAGCCUGAUGGCAGUUGAGCGUUGCAUCGGAGUGACCAAUCCUCUCUUCCACACCACAGCACUGGGGUCCCAUCACGUGAAGAGGUUGUUGGGUAUGACCUGGCUCCUGGGUCUCCUGGUAGCCCUGCUUCCCAUCCUUUUCCAGCGUCCAUACCAGGUCCAGCGUUCCCGAAGCUGGUGCUUCUUUCGCCUACAGGGACUACAUGACUGGGUUGAUGUGCUUCUUCCAGUAUUGUUCUCUGUUGUGGGUUUGCUUGCUCUUCUUGUCUCACUUAUCUGUAAUACUGUGAGUGGUCUGACUCUCCUGCGGUGUCGGGUACAACUUGACCGAGAUGAUCAUCGCCACAGUCGUAAUACAUCACACCACUCUGAAAUGGUCUGUCAGCUUUUAGCCAUUAUGUUGGUUUCAUGUGUCUGCUGGGGACCAAUUUUGAUAACAAGCAUCAUUUUAAGCCUGCAGCACCAUGGUGAGGAUCAGACUUCAUACACACAAAUGUUGCUGGUUGUUCGCUUGGCAACUUGGAAUCAGAUUCUCGAUCCAUGGGUCUACAUCCUCCUUAGGAAAGCUGUGUUAAAAAGGCUUUUCCAUGUGGCAUUGAGGCUUUGCAGUCCGCAUCCAAAACAAAUAUUUCGGUGGCAGGAAAGCGCUCUGGGGAGUUCAGUGAUCAGCCGACCAGACUUCAUCCGCCUGGAUGGACGUUUUCUACCGGAUACAGCGAUCCAAUCAGAUCAUCAUCUCCCAUGAGGUUUAGCUGAAGGUCACUUACAGAUUGAUUCUGAGUAAUAGAAGUACAUCUGUGCCAAAAAAUAAAUAAAAAAUAAUAACUUUCAUCGGAUUGAAAAGGAACUUGCAUUUUGACUGAAGUUUUAAU